Molecule: messenger RNA, 654 nt
Organism: Salvia miltiorrhiza (redroot sage)
Lineage: Eukaryota; Viridiplantae; Streptophyta; Magnoliopsida; Lamiales; Lamiaceae
Product: secreted RxLR effector protein 161-like
Exons: 1
Coding region: 1-654 (217 amino acids)
Source: RefSeq, a predicted model, not a curated record
AUGAAAAAUCUUGGUGAUGCCAAGAAAAUUUUGGGCAUGAGCAUAGAAAGAGAUAGGGAGAAAUCCACCUUGCUGCUGCAUCAGACUGAUUAUGUGAAACAAGUCCUAUUGAAAUUCAACAUGGAAAAUAGCAGAUCUGUCAGUGUGCCUCUUGGUUCUCAUUUUGAAUUAAGUAAAAAGCAAUGUCCUAAAACUGAUCUUGAACUUGAAGAAAUGAGAAACAUUCCUUAUGCUAAUGCUAUAGGUUCUGUCAUGUACUUGAUGAUUAGUACUAGGCUUGAUAUUGCUUAUGUUGUUUCUUGUUUGAGUAGAUAUAUGGCAAAUCCUGGUAUUCCUCAUUGGGAAGCUUUAAAAUGGUUGUUUAGAUAUUUGAAGUCUACUAUGCAUCAUGGUCUGAAUUUUUCUAAAGCUCAAGAUGGUAUUAAAUGUGUUGGCUAUGUUGAUUCUAACUAUGCUAAUGAUAGGGAUAAUAGGAAGUCCACCACUUCUUAUGUGUUUACUCUGUGUGAUGCCUGCAUUAGUUGGAAAUCCCAACUGCAAAACAUUGUUGCCUUGUCUACUACUGAAUCUGAGUACAUUGCUGCAACUGAGGCUGUGAAAGAAGCUAUUUGGCUUGAUGGUUUGCUGUCUGAAAUCAGAUUCAUUGAUCUCUGA